AUGCUAUUCCUGCUGCUCUAUCUUAGCAGCCUGCUAAGGAACCUAACCAUCAUCAUAGUUACCACCAUUGACCAGAACCUCCACGCACCCAUGUACUUCUUCCUCAGGAAUCUUUCCAUCUUAGACAUGUACUAUGUUUCUGUCACAGUCCCUAAUGCUUGUGGCAAGUCCUGCACUCACAACAGGGCCCAGGAGUGCUAUGUGGCCAUGUGCCAGCCCCUCCUCUACCCUGUCAUCAUGAAUCACCAAGCCUGUGUUCAGGUGAUUCUGGCUUCCCUACUCCUUAGUCUUAUCAUAGCAGGUUCACACACUGUGAAAACAUUCCGACUGUCCUUCUGUAACUCUAAUGUGGUCCCUCAGUUUUUCUGUGAUGUCCUCUCUGCUGAGGCUCUCUUGCCUGUCUUAAUUCUUCUAACUGCCAUCAUCAUUAGUGGUAGCUACCUUAUCUUCAUUAUGGUAUCAUAUGUUCACAUAUUUUCUACUGUGUUGAAGUUUCCUCUGAAAGAAGAGAGAAAAAAGGCCUUUUCCACCUGUGUUGCUCACAUUAUUAUGGUGUCUCUGUUCCUUAUCUCUGGUGCCUACGUGUAUCUGAGACCUCCAGUCAUCUCAGAAGUGAUUCAGGACAUGAUUCUGUCUGUACUUUAUGCAAAUGUUACACCAUUCUUAAAUCCUAUCAUCUGUAGUCUUAGAAAUAAACAGAUAAAUGAAGGUGUAAGUAAUUUUAAGAAUAUUUAA
Molecule: messenger RNA, 735 nt
Organism: Nannospalax galili (Upper Galilee mountains blind mole rat)
Lineage: Eukaryota; Metazoa; Chordata; Mammalia; Rodentia; Spalacidae
Product: olfactory receptor 14C36-like
Exons: 2
Coding region: 1-735 (244 amino acids)
Biological process (GO): G protein-coupled receptor signaling pathway
Cellular component (GO): membrane
Molecular function (GO): olfactory receptor activity
Source: RefSeq, a predicted model, not a curated record